Molecule: messenger RNA, 6365 nt
Organism: Ylistrum balloti
Lineage: Eukaryota; Metazoa; Mollusca; Bivalvia; Pectinida; Pectinidae
Product: TGF-beta-activated kinase 1 and MAP3K7-binding protein 3-like
Exons: 9
Coding region: 100-2523 (807 amino acids)
Source: RefSeq, a predicted model, not a curated record
UUGCAAAGCCUGCCAAUUUCGCCUCUCCAAUGCUCACUUUUCAUACACCAGAGGAUGUUAAAGACACCAAUUCAUUUAAAUAGGUGACCACAACAUACCAUGGCUACCACUGAUGUGGAUGUUAACAGUGUCCUACUCCAGGAGCUGAAAAACAUGUACCCAGAAGUUCCAGAGCGUAUUGUUACAACUCACAUGAUCAAGCACAAGAAUGACAGAGCAAAAGUGAUCCAAGUACUUGAUCACGAGGGACCUCAGUAUCUUUUUGAAAAGCCAUUGUUUGAUCCCAUUCAGAGAAGAAUGGAAAAUCUAACUAUUUCACAAACUGAAGGACGGACAAGAAGUGACUCUGGUUCAAGUGGGGUAAGCAGUACAAGUACGAACAGUGUGUCAAGUGUGUCCUCGGUGCCGUAUGUGGGUGGAAAUUCACGACUGCCACCAGAUAGUACUGAGUUUAGUCAGUUCAUGAGUCCAGGUGCCCAUAGCACAAAUAUACCAAACAUUAAUUGUGAUGUGUCCACACCAAUGAAAGGAAAGUUGAAUAAAGCCCCCUCUAGACUUCAACCAAUUCAAGUGCUACAUGUGCAGACAUCACAGGGGCAGUCAUCUUCCACGGGGAGUGAACACAACAGUCCUACUCCGCGUGUGUUUAUACAGGUGAACCAACAUACCAAUAAUCACAAUUCCCAGACUAAUCAGUUUCAACAUCACUACAAACAACAGAUGUCUUAUCCAAGUACAAAUACAACGCCCCAUAAGUGGCGGACACAGUCGUCCGUGCCUGGGAACAAUUACAACACAUAUGCAUCACAAGGGCAUAAUUACCUAAACGCAACUGGUGGUGUAAGUCCAGGAAUACACCCAGUGGACAGACAACCAUAUCGCAAACCCCCAGCCAGUCCCCAACCCCUUGAUAGUGUAAAGUCUUCCCACAGCCAUAUACCAUAUCCCUCUCAGUAUGGAGACCAUUCACAACAAAGCCAAUGGAAUGCUGGACCAUCUAGUACAUCUAGUGGCUCGCACAGUGGUCAACAAAUGUCUAAGGCAACAAUAUACCUGGGUGGGCCCAGCAAACCAGGGGGACAUGGGCCCUCAUACAACAUGGGCACUAGUUCUGGCAUGCAGUACAAUCACCCAGUGUCCACAGCUGGCAUGCAUGGCUCUCAUAGUGAACCAUAUCUACAGCCACAUGGUGGCUACAAUCCUUCCCCUCAGCAGCAACCGCCGACCCAACAAGGUGGCAGUAAUACUACUAAGCCGUUGUUCAUCAAGGUUGCUAGUCUGACGAACCAGGAUAGUGGAACACCAUCACAGUAUAGAUACCAAUCCGAAUCGCCAUCAAGUGUGGGAUCAAUGAACCUUCCUCAAGUGAACUCUAGAUACAGGAAUAUUAGUGGAGAAAUCCUCACUAUGGCAGGACCCCCGACUGGGACUGUUCACCCAGGCUCCUAUGUUGGACAAUUAUAUUUGAAUGAAGUAGGAGGUACGGCUGGCAAUGGUUCUUCUAGUCAGGGUGUUGAGACAGGGCCGUUAUUUAUGCACUAUCCUUCAGUUCCGUCUAACUGUCGGGUGUCUGGACAUCCACCCUCGUCAGGAAACAAUUCUCCCCCUAUCCUUCCUGUCAGAACAGGAAUUCCUCCUCCUCAAGUUGGAAAUCCUUUAGCGCCCGAAAAUGUGAUAAACAGAAGUAUUAUGGAGCCUGGGGAAUCGCAACACAUUUCACUUGCAACGUUCCAGCCUUUAGUGUCGCCAGCAUCUAGUCAAAGUAGUCUGAGUUCAGAGUCCUCAUCUCAACGGGAAAUCCAAAGGCCUAGGUCGGGCAGUGUGCAAGAGGAGGCUGAUUAUAUUUCAGUAUUACUUCGUUUCCAAAAGGAGAGAAUGAGUAAACUCAAGUUAGACCUAGAGUCAGAGCUGAGGAAAUUAGCAAAAAUUCGUAAUGAGGUGACGCAAAUGGAAAAAAAUAUGUUGGAUCGGACAAGAACGAGAAACCUGAAUUUCUCUCCACAUUUGGAGGAUGUGGCAAGUUUACGUAACAACAAUAUGAAAUUACAGGCAGAGAUCCAAGUCAUGACACGGGAGGUGGACAUGUACAAUAAUGGACAAACUCCCUUAGGUGUGUUGGACCCAUUGGAACAACAGAAUUUUUUCCAGAACAUGAACCCAGGACAAAGAGGUUCAAUAUAUUCCCGACCGCCAGCACCAACACCUACACCAACGCCAACACCAACACCAACUCCUAGACCUGCAAGUGAAACUCCCCCACCUGUUCCCCCAAGGAUCCACCAUGUGCCACCUCCUCCUCCUCCCCAGCCUGUGACUGGGUCAGGCGAUUUAGAUGGUGAUGGAGAACAGUGGAGCUGCUCUGCCUGUACCUUCCUCAAUCACCCUGCCCUCAACAAGUGCGAAUGCUGCGAAAUGCCAAGGAUGAAUGCCCCUGCCCCCACCACAGAUCUUUAUGAUGAAUAUCAUGGUGACAGCCGACACAAUGAAUUAAGUGAAGCAGGCAAUGAUUUUGAACUUGUUUAGGUUGAUUGGUUAUGAUUUCAAAAGUUAAAGGACCUACACAUCCCCACUUGCAUGGAACUUGACCUCUGAUCCCCACCAGUGCUGUUUCCAAGCCGCAAGCCAUAUAUUAUUUCAAAGUUUAAGUUAAAAAUAGGUCUUGGAAGUGUUAAAAAAUGAGGUGGGGAGACGAAAAGAACUGCAUGUUUUAUUGUAUAAGUGAGUUCAAUGUGCUCUACAUUGGUUUCAACAAAGACAAAUUUAGUGGCAAAACAGUCUCUUCAUUAUUAAAGUAUUGGCAUGAUCAGUAGAACUGACAAAUUUGAGACUGGUGGAUGAAUUUAACACUUUAAGAAGUUACCAGAUAAUUUGAAAAUCUGAAACGUUGAGGUUUGCCAUAGCUUUGUGAAAGGAAAAGAAAUCAGAUGUAAACCAGUUCUGUGGAAGCUGCAAACUUGAUACAGCUACAUCAUUUAUAUCAUUGUUGGUUAACUGUAUCUCUACAUAAAUCAUUCAACUGAGACUUCAAAAGUCGAAGUCAAUUGUAUUAUCGUCACAUCGUCACGUUUUGGAUUCCUUGGUACUACUCUCUUGGAAGUUUGUAACAAUACAAAUACUGUUUGAAAACUUGAAAUUCUUUUAUCAACAGAAUCAUUAAUUGCAUUAAGGAUUGAAUGUAAAGCGAGCUUAGAAAUGUAAAAUGACCGUGGUUUUGGCAGACCAUUGUUAACUGAGAUAUUAUUAUUCUGGAAAGUUUUGCCUUUAUUGCAUACUGUGAAGGACCCAUAGUGACCAAAUUAGAAUUGCUUUCAAAAUAUGUCACACAAGAUUUGGAUAAAGAGUAAGUUGGAUAAAAAAAAAUGAAAAGAUGAAUAGAUAAAAAAGAUGAAUACGGAAUGUAUUUACAAUCAAUGAUACAAUUGUCUGUCAGUUUUCUUCCUGAUGUGAGUUCUUUGACUUUGCAGAAUGAUCUACAUACUUAUUUUGCCCAGGAAUUCAACAAUAGUGGUCAGUUGAUGAAAGUUAGAAUGUUCAUCCAUCAUUUUUUUGUAAUGGUUAUUCAUAAUUUGAUGUGGAUAGACAUCUGAAAUCUGCAUCACAGAAAAAACAAUAUUUACACAUAAUCACACAUAGAAUUGUUGAAUAGUGUAGUGAUGUCUGAUGUUGGUCAGAACUUUGAUGAUGAUGGAUCAACUACAUUUAUUCCAUGUACAUGAAUUGGAGUCGUUUUAAUAUUUACUCGUAUCAACUAGUAUAAAAUCAGUUAUAAAACAUCCAUGAUUAUGAAUAAUGCACUGCAACCCUGUUUGGAGCUCAUUUUAAUAGGUGCCCUAGCAAACUACUAAAACCAUUGACAUUGACAUGAAAGUCAUUUGGAAAUUUAAUCUAUCUCAUUUCAUUAAUGUAUACUGUACCAUGAAGAGUUGAAUUACUAUGAUAUUUUGUGGGCUGGCAACACAAUAAUGAAACACAACAGUGAAAUUUGUGCCAAAUAAUUAUCCCUAGUUGGAGAAAUGUAUCUAUAAUUAGGUAUAUAUAGGUAUACACUUUGAAUCAUUACAGUUCUGACAUCUGUUAUACUGUUGUUGUAUUGUACAAGUUUAUAAUGUCGUACAGCCUGUUAGUCUGUACAGUGUUGUACCUUGGUUUCAGUAAACAACAAUACUGAUAUCCGUAUGCUAUGCAGUAAACAAUAUGUUACAUUAUGAUCACAUACUUACUUUUGAGAAAUUCUACACACCUGUACAACAUUUCACAAAGAACAGUACAACACAUAACAUACAUUGUUGUAUUGUGUACAUUGUGCAAUUACUGUGCAUUGUACAACAUAAAGCAUAGUAUGACUCUGAGUGAUGCACUUUUACAAUGAUAGCACUGUGUCAUACAAAUUACAACAUACCAUAGACACUAGCAGCAGAUUUUGUUAAGUGUUUACACAGAUCACCAGACACUAUCAACAGAUUUUGUUAGGGUGUACACAGGACAUCAAUUACUUAGGACUCGUAACCAUUCUGCCUUACUGACACGAUGAUCCCAACAACUGACCUUCUGGGAUCAGUAAAAAUGAGAAAAUUCUUUUGUUUCUCAGUCCUUUUUAUCUUUGCUGUACUUCAGUUUGGAAUAACAGAUGUUUUGUUUUUUUGUUGUAGUGAAGAUGUCUUGUUUCACAAGUCCAGAUUUUAAUGUCCAUAUUUUAUCCUUUUUUUUUUUUUUUUUCUCGAAUAUUUUCGAAACUUUUUUUUCUUAACACACAGUUGACAUUUUUAUCGUUCAAUUAUCACCCAAUAGUUUCAUUUAAUCUUUUUUUUUUUUUAACUAAAUUGACUACACCAUUGCUAUUUUAAUGGUUGUGUUUUAUUAGGAUCAGUGUUUGGAUAAAUUCUGUGUUUGAUUUGUGGUCAACAAUUUCUCAGAUAUAUGAUUUUUCGCUUCACUGAAUACUACAUAAAAAUGCUAUAAAAACUAUUUAACCAGAUGAAAAUAAAAUUGCUUUCAGACCUUGCAUUAAAGUAACGAGUGAGAAUCUGACAAUUUGUGAUUAAAUAUUCCAAUGUUAUAGUAUGAAAGGAAGAAUUUGAUUGAAGUGUUCAACAUUACCCAUAAUUAGAUCUGAGUUAUCUAAAUAUUAAUGAGUGUGACUAGUUUAAAAUAAAACCAGGUUAUGUAUAGAUAGAUGUUAUUGCAGAUAAAUUAAACUGGGUUAUCUAUAAAAAGAUAUAAUUGAAAAUGUAUUACAACUGGGUUAUUUAUAUAGAAAUAGGUGUGAUUGAAGAAUCUGCCUUUUUAAGUCCAAAAUUGUUUCAUUUUUUUAUUUUUUCUUACCUUUGUGCAACAUACAAAAUGGCCUGGUCUUGCCAUGUGAGAUUUUUUUUCUAAGUUUGUAAAAUAGGCUUUUAAUUUCAGACUACAGCAUAUAUUGGGGUGAUUUCCAGAAAUCUGUCAAAGUUUGUCAACAAAAUUUUGUCCUAAAUAGAUCUAUACAAAUGCCCUGGUGGUGUGCAUGAAAGAAAUGCAUUUUUUUUUUUUUUUUUUUUACUUCCAGAUUUAAAGAGAGUAUAUGUGCCUCAUUUGUGGUGACAAAGAGUUUUGUAUUAUUAAUGAAUGAUCUCUUCAUCUCUUUGUACAGAACAUGAUUUGUGUUAUGAAUACUCACAUAAACAAAACUGCUAGAUUACAAUGUUUGUGCAAUGUAGAGUGCUAGUUAGGUCUAGUGGUUGAAUGUAGUCUAGUGUUUUGGUAUUCAAUGACUCCUCAUUCCACAGAGUUGAAAAUGAGAUCAUUCUUUGGUGUGUAAGCAAUUGAUUGUAAAUGCAUUUAAGAGUGGUCAAUCAUGUGAGGUUCUCAAUAGGCCCAACCUUUUAAAGGAUAAAACAAAUAAAUUGGAAAAGACGAGUCGUUGGAUGAGAGGCUCAGGAUAGACAAGCUUAAUCAUGAAUUCAGUUGUAUUUUAUUGGUGAGUUUUUGGAACAAUGAAUGGCGUCAUUCUAGUCAUAAAGACACGUAGUGUAAGUUAGUGUUGGUUAGACAUGGUUAAAAAAUUCCACCAAUGAAAACUUUUGUUUGUAUAAACACAGCAAUUUGUUGCACAAGUUUCUCAAAGUUGUAUCUGGUAUAUGAUAACAGCAUGUGAUAUAUAGCGUGGAAUUUUAUAUGGGUGACGAAAUCAUAUAUUUUAAUUUUUCGAUUUUUUUUAACAAUGGGUGUGAUAUGUUUACAUAGUGUUAACACAUUAUAGCCUUAAUCAUGACAUUGUUAACAUCAGUUUCCCAAGUUGGGAAAAAAGAAAAAAAAAAAAAUAGGAUUACCAAGCCAUUCUAAAACUACUGCUGAGAACUUGGUUCUUUUCUGAAAGUGUUGCAUGAAAA